CUCUAUGAUCGUUGUUGUUGUUUACGUUUUCAGUAGUUUGUUUUUGUUGUUGUUAAAAUUCAUUGCAAAAUUAAAUUUUGCUUUCGCAUUGUAUGUUAAGUGUAAAUUACAUACUAAAAUAUACGUAUUAUGUCGCAAAGACGACAUAUUAGAACAAGUGCCGUUGAAGAUACCACUACGUUGGAUCGUGCUGUGACGGAAUGCGUUCGAUACAUUUUUUCUCGUGAAGGAAGCAAAAUUCCAAUAAAAAGGGCGGAAAUUUUAAAAUAUUUACAAAAUGCCUGCGAGACUACUUCCAACCAAAUUAGUAGUGUAAUGGUUGAAGCGAACAAAGUUUUAAAAACGGUAUAUGGUUACAAGUUGGUACAGGUUGAAGCAAAGAAUGGUGUACAGUACAUUGUAGUACUUGAUGAAGAGUGUCAAUCAUUGUCAUCAAGUGUCAUAGAUCCGCAGCAAAGAAGGAUAUUGAUUGCGUGUUUAAUCCACAUAUUUAUGUCAGGAGGUCCCGUUAAAGAAGAUGAUAUGUGGAAAUUUCUCUCGGAAUCUGGUCUGAUAGAAGAAAAUGAUUAUGCUGGCCGAAAAUCCUUUAUCAGCACUACAACUAAACAAAUGUAUUUACUUUACACUAAGGUAGGUGAUGGUGAGUUAGCUAGAAAUAUAUUUGAAUGGGGCAAAAGAGCUACUGAGGAAUUACCAAAAAUAUUUCUACUUAACAAAUUGGCAGAGGCUUUAGGCAAAACACCUGAUCACUGGUAUGAACAAUAUAAAGAAGCUACCGAAGGGACCUAAAUUUAGAUAUCCAUAUCUUUGUAAACAAAUAAAACUAUAUUAUA
Messenger RNA from Papilio machaon (common yellow swallowtail), 833 nucleotides. Its product is annotated as non-structural maintenance of chromosomes element 3 homolog. The record is from RefSeq and is a predicted model, not a curated record. Gene Ontology annotation, cellular component: nucleus. The transcript has 5 exons. Lineage: Eukaryota; Metazoa; Arthropoda; Insecta; Lepidoptera; Papilionidae. The coding region runs from base 130 to 789 and encodes 219 amino acids.